CCAUACUUUCAUUUUGUAAUCUCGCUGUCAACAUAUCUGUCAAACUCUUUCGGGGAUAAUGUAAUGCCAAUCACCAAACAAGAAAAUAGAAGAACCUUUAAUAUGGCUGAUGGAUUCGACAUUAUACGCUGUUCUUAAAUUCUAGUUUCAGGAAGAUUUAUUGUUCAAAGAUGAAGAACUUCGAAAUUUCGAUUGAUCACAAGCAUUGACAACUUUCUUGGAAAAGGUGUAUUCCUACAGGAAUUAGGUGUAAGCAUGCCCGAUGCCAUCCAACCCCAGUCGUUCAGUCAUUUAGCGAAGAAGCUUCUAGCCGGAGGUGCUGCAGGUUGCUGUGCUAAAACUGCAGUUGCUCCUCUGGAUAGAAUUAAAAUCCUGCUGCAGGGUCAUAAUCACCAUUACAAACAUUUAGGUGUAGUUUCAUCAUUACGACAAGUCAAGAACAAAGAAGGCUUUUUCAGCUUGUACAAGGGGAAUGGCGUUCACAUGCUCAGGGUGUUUCCAUAUGCUGCUAUACAAUUCACUUCAUUUGAUAUCUUCUACAAGGGACUGAGAAAUCUAUAUGGGGAUGACCACAUCCAUCUAAUACGAUUGACAGCUGGCGCUGUGGCAGGUCCAACAGCAGUACUGUUCACGUAUCCAUUGGACUUUGUGCGGGCUAGACUAGCAUUCCAAGUGUCUGGGGAGCAUAUCUACACAGGUUUAGUGGAUGCCCUCCGGUCAAUAACAUCUCAAGAGGGCGGAGUCCGGGCCCUGUAUCGUGGCAUUGUGCCCUCAUUACUUGGCAUGGUGCCCUAUGCUGGAACUUCUUUCUACAGUUUUGAGACAUUAAAAGAUUUAAGCUUAAAGAAUUUCCCUGACUAUGUAGCCCGCCCUAGUUCCACAAAUCCUGACAAGCUUGUGUUAAUUAUGCCAGCCAAAGUUGUUUUUGGAGGAAUUGCCGGAGCUAUGGGACAAACUUUGGCGUAUCCGCUGGAUGUCGUUAGAAGAAGAGUCCAAUUGGCAAGAAUGCUACCAGAUUCCGACAAGUAUCGGAGGAGGUGGUACCAGAUACUCAUUAUGAUAUACAAGGAAGACGGUGUGCCUCGGGGACUAUACCGUGGAAUGAGCAUAAACUAUUUGAGAGGUGCACCAAUGUAUGCAGUGUCCUUCACGAUGAACGAAAUAUUGAAAGAGAUGUUUGGGCUGGACACAAGUUCUUGACGAGAAGACAGUAUUCAUUUUCCAUAUUUGUAUUUGUUAGGAUAGCUGCUAGUUCUAGUUGUGUGUCUUAAGAACUCAUUUUACUUUGUGAAUUUUAUAGUUAAAGUUUUACUUGACUUGAGAAAUGAGGUACAUAAUGCAGUUUGCUUUUGGUCCACGUAAAUGUAGACCAAUUUUCUCUUUGUGAUAGCGUAAUUUGUGCAAUGUGUGAUGUACCAGACUGCGGUUAGUAUGUCAGUAUAUUUUGAUACUAUGUGUUUUAUGGGGGAUUUUCUUCGAAACAGCAUUCAGACCAAAACUUAUUCAGCAUCUACUUACAGAUAUGUCUUUUGUAUGUAAUCUUGUCUCAUACAAAAUUUGGCAUUCUUUCAACAGAACCAAGUUUCACAAAUGUUCUUGAAGUUUUUCUAUUGGAAAGAAAAUCUUGACUUAAGGAAAUUCACCGAACUCAAGAUUUUCCCCUGACUUCAGAAAUGCUUUCUAAUAGCUCAACUCAAUUUAAGAAUAUUUUGAAGUUAAGGAACAUUCCUGAAACUUGGGCCUGAUCCCAGUUGUAUUAACUAGGAGUUAUCUCAACAUUGACCAGCUUUAAACAGGUUUACAAGUGGAAGACUCAUUACUGGCUUACUGGUUUUGCCAGUCCGGCUCGUAAGGGCUAUAGAAUAAAUUUCAAAUAGGAUUUUUGUGGGGAAAAAAUCAGUUUCAAAUUUUGAAAUUGGUUAGAAUGCCAUGAAGCUUGAUUGAUGUACAUGGACCAGCGAUUUAUGAAAAGAAUCAUUCAAAGAAAUCCAAUUUUUACUAUCACAACAGUUAUCAAAGUUUUUAAACAUUUUUUUAAUUGACCAGUUCUUGGAUUUUGUGUGAUCUGCAAUAUUCCUCAGUAUUGUUAUUCACUUUAUUGCAUGAAUUAUGCCCGUAGGUUGAUAUUCUCGAAUACUUGAGUUAAAAAUUAAGCAGAUGCUAUCAGAUGUUAAUAUUCAGGAAUAAGUUUGUUUGCACUUAUUCCUGGAUUUUUACUCGCUACCAGUGUGAACUCUGUAGUGGUAUCCACGGUACUAUCGACCAAGAAAUCUCUCAUUCACCCCUGAAGACACAUUUUGAACUCCAUCAAUUCAAAGGUUGGAAUAGUUCAUAAUGAAAUUUUAGGGGUGAAAGAGUUAAGUCAGUUAAGGUAUCCCUUUGCUACUUAAAAGUAAAACCAAGUAAUAAAAAUGAAACAAAUUGAAACUCUUCUUCAUUGGAGGUACAGCACAAGGCACUAAGAUUCUCUGCCUUAAAUAGGUACAGCACAAGGCACUAAGAUUCUCUACCUUAAAUAAUUCAAAAUUACCCAUACCACAGCAACCAUGUAUGUUGUUUUUCAUUUUGUUAAUGAGGACAGUUCAAAUCUAUUCCAUCAUUGCAAAAUGUUUGAAAUCAAAUACCAAUUUUGACAGUAUUUUGAUGAUUUCAUUAUCCAGACAUAUUGCCAUUCAACCAUGUUUGUAUGAUUACUACCAUAGCUUUACAAAGAUCGGGUCAUAGUCAGAAACAUUUGGGCGAGUACCAUAAAGCUGUUUAAGAGUAUGUAAUUUUAUUAGAUACUUGUUAUAUUUUUUUUGUAUUUUUUUUGUUUUUAAAUUUUAUUCUUAAUAUUUGGCCUAAAAAUGUGUUUCCCAUGACUUUUAGUGGGAAAGGAAAGUGUCCUGACAAACACUGCUUCAUUGGAAUAUUGUCAAUAAGGACAUUAAUGAUACAACACAGAAAAAGAGAUUGAAAGCAGUCUAUGGGUCAUUAUGCACUAAAUCUCUUUAGCGCCAGACACUUUUAAUCUGUGCAAACAUUUUAUAUACUCCAGUGAUUUUAGUACCAGUGUGACUGUGGUGGAUGUGUUGUUAUAUUUUGCUUUAGUUCACAUGGAGGGUGAAUGACCAAUUUUGUUAUCUUGUAAAAAACUUCCAUACAAAAUACAUUUAUAAAUUUUUGAUAGAUCUAAUGAGUAGUGAUAAUUUGUGUAUGUAAUUAAUAGUCAUAAUUGAAUACAUCAGAUGAAUUAAGGUCAAGAUUGCUAUCAGAUUAAUGAUUGGGCUUAUUGGCAUGAUUAUGUAUGUUUAUUGAAUUGGCCAGCCUUCCGGACGCUAAUCUAUAGGCAUCGCGUCGUGCUUAUUUUCUACAGGUGUAUUCCAUAGUUUAUGAAACAUAACUUUGUGAUGCAGUUCAAAGAAUUGGAACCAGAAAUGAACGAAUAUGAAAAACAGGAAUUCCAUGGGGUCGAAAUUAGGACCUAUCCACCACCAAUCCACCAAUCCACCACCAAUCCAAUACAUUACCAAUGUUGCUAUCCAGGAAUUUCAAAUGAAUAGUAGCAAAAUGAAAAACGAAAGUUAAAAGUUAUUCUCUUGGAAAGGUAGUUUUAUCGUCAAUAUAAUGGCGAAUACUCUAGCAUAUCUGAAGUGGAAAUCAUAAAAUGUAACUGAUGCAGUGUAAAACUUUCGCUUAGCAUUGAAGUUGUUCUAACAAGGGUCGAUGGAUGAAUUUAAAUUCAUGACCUAUAACUAAUAUAAUAUAAUGUCAAAAAUAGGAGUGUUAAAAUGUAAGGUUGGAUACAUAUAAAUGUGUUUAAAGUACGGUAUAUUUUAUUGAAGUGUUUUUAAAAAACGAUUGUAGUGUUGAAUGAUUUUGUGAGUGAUAGCGUUAUUAAUAUAUAUGGAAUGUCACUGUAAAACAUUCCUAACCCCAUAUGUAUUUAGUUUGUCAAUGAAUUUUUGUUUGAUUUUUAACAAUUUUGCUUUAUAUAUAUUAUAGUUGCAUUAUUAACAAUGUUGAAUUUGUUUUAUUAUUUUACAUAUAUAUGUAAAGCUGUGUGUGGUAGGCCUUGAAUUGCUUACUGUUUUAAUUGGCAAAUUUAUUUUUAAGCUAACUGCCCCUCAAUUCGGAAAUAGGUUCUACACCUACAUGCACCUCCAAUUUUAAUGCCCAUCUUUAAAAUUCAUUGUUGGUAACACACACAUUAAAGCAAGAAAAAAAUGGCAGUUUUUUGUAAUUUAAACCAUAUUCAGCUCUUGUACUAUACAUGUUCCAUUUUGUAGGGACAGAUUUUGUUGUGAUAUGUUCAACCUUUGCCCAUGAAAUCAAUUUUCGCCCAGUGUUAAAUUCACCAUUCACAUUUAAUUGCUGUGUAUAUUAUAUUGUUUGAUUAUAUUCGCUGUAAUGAUAAAUUCGCCAACAUGACCGAGGGCGACCAAGGCAAAAGUCAAACUGCAGUGAAAAUUUCCCGGUAAACAGUAAGGUGUUCAUUACACAUGUAUGAUACAAUACCAAGAUAUAUAGCAGGUUUUGAUUGGCCAAGAAAUGACUGUUUUUGCAUGAUAUACAGCAGCCUCUAAUUGGUCGUAAUUAUUAAAAUUCAAAGUACCAUCUUUUGGGUAAAGCAAAGUGCACUGAAAAAUGU
Messenger RNA from Mizuhopecten yessoensis (Yesso scallop), 4630 nucleotides. Its product is annotated as graves disease carrier protein-like. The coding region runs from base 256 to 1200 and encodes 314 amino acids. The record is from RefSeq and is a predicted model, not a curated record. The transcript is spliced from 8 exons. Gene Ontology annotation, biological process: transmembrane transport. NCBI's taxonomy places the organism in Eukaryota, Metazoa, Mollusca, Bivalvia, Pectinida, Pectinidae. Gene Ontology annotation, cellular component: mitochondrial inner membrane.